Messenger RNA from Mustela lutreola (European mink), 3102 nucleotides. RefSeq names its product G protein-coupled receptor 25 (gene GPR25). NCBI's taxonomy places the organism in Eukaryota, Metazoa, Chordata, Mammalia, Carnivora, Mustelidae. Gene Ontology annotation, biological process: G protein-coupled receptor signaling pathway; immune response. The record is from RefSeq and is a predicted model, not a curated record. The transcript has a single exon. Gene Ontology annotation, molecular function: G protein-coupled receptor activity. Gene Ontology annotation, cellular component: membrane. The coding region runs from base 1092 to 2204 and encodes 370 amino acids.
CACAAUGAAAAGGCAACCUACCGAAUGCGAGAAGAGAGGGUACCUCCUGGAGAAAAGGCAAGCUUUCCUUCACCCCCCAUCUUCUCGCGGGGGGCAACCCCCUUCAAGGCCAGGCGUCACUCUCACCGGUUCAUCAGUCCUCCCCUGACUCCUACCAUAAGGGCUCUCACCCUCCUCGAAACUUCUGACUUCUAAUCUGCUCUAAAUUAGGUACCAUCUUGAGUCAUCUUUCGUCCUAAAUUUACAUCUGUGUUUGGCUUAACAGGGAGAUUUGGCCAGAUGAGGGCAGAUAAACAAGGGCUGGGAUUAAAUCCCAGGCCCCUCACCUUUUCUGUCUGGAUACUCCUUCCUUUCUAGCUUAAAACCUUCCCGUGUGGCUCCAUAAGGAGCUGAUUUGGUCAGAAAAAGCCACUCUUUGAGUUAGGACAUUUAACCUGGUGCCUCAGGAGGCUAAAAACAGCUGGAGAGCUCUGGUGGCCAAUUCCUGAUGAGGAAGUGGGCUCCCAGGUGGAGACCCCCCUUCACCCUGGCCCUGUUGUGCACCAGACAGCAGAACCCCUUUUUCCUAGAGAACACGUGAACCCGCAGCAGGCUGCCGCAACACCGCCCCCUUACAAAACCGUCAGCGGGGGUUCUAGCCCCUCACCUCGAAUAAAACUAGAGGAAACCACAGAGCCGAGCACCGACGGGAACCAAGUGGGAGAUGGAAACAGAUGGGGGCUGUCGGGCACCCGCCAACUCUUGCAACCUGACGUCCGACCAGAGGGCUCCCACUGGGAGGGACCUUUUCUCCAAGAACCCUCUCCAAGUCUCCUCUGCCGGGUUCCCUGCACUUCCCCUGGGGCCAGCCCCAAAUCGUAGGCCUCUACCCAGGAGCCUGCCCCUCCCACGCCACCCCGCUCCUCCCUCACCUUCCUGCCCACCCACCUGCUUCGGUCUGGGUGGCAGGAAGGGAGGUGCUGGGCACCAGCCGUGAAGAGCAACCCACCCCCCCCCCCCACACACACACACACAACACAACCUCUCGCUCAGAGCUGCUGCCGCCCACACCCAGGCUGCGUCCCCCACGGGCCUCACGGUCCUCCCCCGCCAUGCCUCUCACCGAGCCCUGGACCCCCAGCCCGUGGACGCCGUCCUGGGACUACUCAGGGUCCGGCGACCUGGAGGACCUGGAGGACCUGGAGCUGUGCCGGGUCCGGGACCUGCCCUACAGCUACGCCUACGUGCCCGUGCUCUACCUGGUGGCCUUCGUGGUGGGCCUGCUGGGCAACUCCUUCGUGGUGUGGCUGCUGGUCGGGCGGCGCGGCGCGCGGCGGCUCGUGGACACCUUCGUGCUGCACCUGGCCGCCGCCGACCUGGGCCUCGUGCUCACGCUGCCGCUGUGGGCCGUGGCCACGGCGCGCGGCGGCCGCUGGCCCUUCGGCGAGGGCCUGUGCAAGCUCAGCGGCUUCGCGCUGGCCGGCACGCGCUGCGCAGGCGCGCUGCUGCUGGCGGGGCUCAGCGUGGACCGCUACCUGGCGGUGGUGAAGCUGCUCGACGCGCGGCCGCUGCGCACCCCGCGCUGCGCGCUGGCCGCCUGCUGCAGCGUCUGGGCCACGGCGCUCCUGGCCGGCCUGCCCUCCCUGGCCUACCGGGAGCUGCAGCCCCUCCCCGGCGGCCGGGGCAGCCAGUGCGGGGAGGAGCCCUCCGACGCCUUGCAGGCGCUGAGCCUGCUGCUGCUGCUGCUCACCUGCGCGCUGCCCCUGGGCGUCAGCCUGGUCUGCUACUGCCUCAUCUCGCGCCGCCUGCGCCGGCCGCCGCACCUGGGCCGGGCCCGGAGGAACUCGCUGCGCAUCAUCUUCGCCGUCGAGGGCGCGUUCGUGGGCUCCUGGCUGCCCUUCGGCGCCCUGCGGGCCGUCUUCCACCUGGCACGCCUGGGGGCGCUGCCGCUGCCCUGCGGCCUGCUGCUGGCGCUGCGCUGGGGCCUCAGCAUCGCCACCUGCCUGGCCUUCGUCAACAGCUGCGCCAACCCGCUCAUCUACCUGCUGCUGGACCGCUCGUUCCGCGCCCGGGCCUGGCGCGGGGUCUGCGGGCGCCCCGACCGCCCGGCGCGCGGGGGCAGCUCGGCGUCCUCGCUCUCCAGGGACGACAGCUCCUUGUUCCGGAGCCCCGCCGGCAGCUGCGAGAGAGCGCGGACGGCUAGCGCUGGCCCGGCCCUGCUCUAGCUUGUCCCCCGCCUGGGGAGGUGGCGGCCCCGGAGCCCGCAGGGGAGGGAGGCCCCGGGGAAUCGAGCGGGAGAAACUCCCCAGACCUGCCUUCUCUGCUGCCGGCAACGCGCUCGGGCCGGCCCUGCCUGGACUCCCAGAGCCGCCUCCAUCAGCUUUCUCAGGACCUCAGCGCUUUUGGAACUCCCGCCCCCAAACCAGCCUGCUGAGAGCAGCCGUUCUCUCAGCCCAGUGGGCAAUGGGGCUGAUUUCUUCAGUCCAAUAAAGGUCUAAGGAGAUGAAGCAGACAGCAAUCUGGACACCCACAGGUUCGCCAAGUAGAAGGAAGGGAAAUGGUUUCCUUCUCUGCCCCAUUGGGAAUGGAGCUGGUCAGAAUACCAGACAUAGCCCACCACCCCCCAAAAGCUAUGCCAUCUCCAGCUAUGCUUUCUCUGAACCCCUACAAUAGCCACUGCCUUCUGAGAAAUACCUUCUCGAAGUCAGACCCUCUGGCCCUCUCACUCUCCAAAAAAUUCGGCAGAAUAUGGGAAUUGAAUGCCCUUUUGCCUUUAGUCAUCUUUGUAGCUGUCUAUGCUGUAUCAUUAGUCACUAUCAGUUCAUUUUCCCCGGGGUUUGCAUUUUCAAAGCUCACCAAAGCCGUGGGGACUAGCCUCAGUGUGCACUGUCCACUUAAUUCCUCCUGACAAUUUCCCCGAAAGUGCUAGGCCUACCCUAGUUUUGUAUCCUCUCCCCAUCCCCAUGAAGCAGAUGGACCUACUCUGGAAAUUAUCUUGGCCCUUCCCUCUGGACAGAAGAUUCUGAAAUCUUUCACCAGACAUUCAAAUUCUCUAUCACUCAGCUGGGGACACCAGAAUCGUCCGUGUCAGUUACCGUUCUCAAUAAAAACUUGCUAGCCUGA